GACGGCCCCCCACCAGACAAAGCUUCAACUACCCCAUUGCUCUUAGAUAAUUCAUUUUGUUCGCCCAGCAUGUCCGGCGAAGGCAGUGCUGCAGAGGGCGGAGUCAGGUGCGAUACCGACUUCUGUACCCUGGGCAUGUUCAUUCUUGAUGAUAUUGAUUUCGGGGGAGCUCAACCGAAUGUUAAGAAUGUCCUCGGAGGUGCGGCUUCUUUUGCCGUCAUUGGGGCCCGUCUCGCUGCUGGAAAAGAGCACUCGCGAUCCGUCAGCUGGAUUGUUGACGUUGGCUCUGAUUUUCCACCAGAUGUUCUAGAUGUGAUCAAAGCGUGGGAUACAGACUGUCUGAUUAGGACUGACCCCGAAAGAUUGACCACAAGAGCAUGGAACGGUUACGGGCCCAAUGAAGAACGAGCUUUUCAAUACUUGACGCCCAAAUUACGGUUGGAGCCAUAUAUGCUGUCGGACUCCCAGGUAUUUUCAAAGACAUUCCACAUGGUCUGUUCUUCCUCCCGUUGUAUAUCCAUAGUACAGGAUAUUCUACGACGCCGGGAGGAGCUACAAAGCAAAGCGACGAUUCCUGAUUCUCCCAGUGAUAGACCCAUUUUCGUAUGGGAGCCCGUGCCUGAUAUGUGUACUCCUGAAGAGCUGCAAAAAUUCUUAGAGGCAUGUCGCAAGGUCGAUAUUGUGAGCCCCAAUGACCUAGAACUGGGAAUGAUGUUCGGGAAACCUGCUUGGAGUGAAGGAAGUGCCUCCGGCGGGGACAUAGUGCACAGAAUCCUUGAAUCAGGCGUUGGGCCUGGAGGAGAAGGGCACUUGGUUAUCAGGGCUGGAAAAGACGGCUGUUACUCUUAUUCUAGGAACAUGAAGCUCUGGCUUCCCGCAUAUCAUCAGCCUAAUGCCUCAGCGAGUUCUCCAGUUGUUGAUCCAACAGGGGCUGGAAACUCCUUCUUAGGUGCUAUGGCUCAGGGAAUGGUGAGCGAGGGCAGACGCUCCGCAAAAGCCAUCGAUUCAGUUCUCGCGGAGUCCGCGUAUUGGCGGGAGGUAAUCGGGCCUUCUGGAAAGCACAGAAUCCUGGUCGCCUUGAUCCUUGCCACCGUGGCUGCAGGUUUUGUCGUUGAACAAAUCGGGGUGCCUCGCCAGUCUACGUCUCUCGAAGGGAAAGAACAUUGGAACGGAACUGAAUUCACGGAACGGGUCCGUCUGUACACCCAGGGAUUAUAUCGAACAUUUGAAGAAUCUCCCCAAAAGCACUUGCAGAUCAACUGAACGAUUGAGAACGCCCUUCUAUUGUCGUACAGCACACAUAAUUAUAGAACAUAGACCUUGCCAUACCAUAUCAUCCUCCUCAACUUUCUUUUCCGUCACCGGCACUCCUUAUGAGUCGUUCUUGGCGGUCUGUUGCCUCUCGUGUUCGAUAAUCUGCUUGCUCCAGUAUCGGCUGGGGAAGAACCGGCCGGGCUCUGGCAUCUUAUCCCGUUGUUCGCGUUCCGCGCUAAUGCUCCAUACCGCAGCGACGAUUCCGAUCAUGGCGGCACCGAUAAUAGCGGUAUUCGCCCUCCAGUUUGCAGGUUGAGCGUACCAGCCUCCGGAGGGAGACCAGACUUCCUUGGGGUAUGGGAUCU
Messenger RNA from Aspergillus versicolor CBS 583.65, 1619 nucleotides. Its product is annotated as ribokinase family protein. NCBI's taxonomy places the organism in Eukaryota, Fungi, Ascomycota, Eurotiomycetes, Eurotiales, Aspergillaceae. The transcript has 5 exons. The record is from RefSeq and is a predicted model, not a curated record. Bases 70 to 1263 code for a protein of 397 amino acids.